Clavispora lusitaniae ATCC 42720 is the source of this 1431-nucleotide messenger RNA. RefSeq names its product arginyltransferase. The record is from RefSeq and is a predicted model, not a curated record. NCBI's taxonomy places the organism in Eukaryota, Fungi, Ascomycota, Pichiomycetes, Serinales, Metschnikowiaceae. Gene Ontology annotation, cellular component: cytoplasm. Gene Ontology annotation, molecular function: arginyl-tRNA--protein transferase activity. Gene Ontology annotation, biological process: protein arginylation.
AUGCUUUCCUCUUCGGGCACGUUUGUUAUUUCCUCCCCUAUGUACUAUUCCCAUUCUGAUUGCGGGUAUUGCGAAGGGAAAAAGGAAAAGUUUCUAGGGCUAAAUCUACCAGCAGGAGCAAAUGCACCAAAGCAAUGUCUCAGUUCCUCCGUUGGAACUCACGUUGAACAAAUGACAUGUCAGCAUUACGAUUUUCUAAUCAACCGGAAUUUCAGGCGCUCUGGUAACUUUCUAUACAAAGGCGAUAUGCUUCGAGGAUGCUGUCGCAUGUACACUAUCCGAACAGAUAUGGGACAAAUGAAAAUUACAAAAGAGCACCGACAGGUGGUGAAUCGCUUUAAGCGUGCAAUUCGGGAUGACAAACAAAGUACGCAAGUCAGCACAAACUCCAAAAAGGGUGAGAGUUUCGAAUUAGUGUCCUUAAUCCGUGCUGAGCAGCAGUCACUGCGCUUUCGGACCAGAUAUGAACCCGCAGUGUUUUCUAAAGAAAAGUUUGAGCUAUACAAGAAGUACCAGGUCCGUGUACAUAAUGACAAUCCAAAAACUGUCAGCGAGUCAUCAUUCAACCGCUUUUUGUGCCAGUCUCCAUUUACAGAAACAGAGCUCGAAGGCACGCCCGAACAGUGGCUUGCACUAAACAGUUGGACUAAAAAUUGGCCACAUCAUGAAAAAUGUCACAGAUUAGGACCAACACACGAGUGCUAUUAUUUGGACGAAAAAUUAAUUGCCAUUUCGGUUUUGGACUUUCUUCCGUCAGGAUUAUCGUCUGUUUAUUUUAUUUGGGAUCCUGAUUACGCUCAUCUUUCUUUGGGAACGCUUCUGGGGAUAAGAGAAAUUCAAAUGUGCAAGGAGCUUGGCUUGGGCUACUAUUAUCUUGGGUAUUAUAUUGAAGACUGUGCGAAAAUGAGAUACAAGGGCAAAUUUGGCGGAGAGGUAUUAGAUGUUUGCAAUGGAGCAUAUGCUCCUUUGGAAAGGAUCAAGCCGUUUUUGCAUGAUGGUAAGUUCUUUACCCUAUCAGAACUGGACUCGUCAGAAAUAUCAGAGAAGGAGCUCGAUUUUCUGGAAAUGCCCAUAAAGUGGAGUUCAGAUUACGUGGAUGCAAGUGAGGCGAUCUAUGGCUUGGAGAAAACCUACGAUGAUGCUAAGAAGACAAAAGACACACUUGCACAGAAGCUUCAUCUUGCGGACCCAAAGGGAAAUGUAAACAUGGAAUUACCGGAUGUAUUCCCAGGAUGCCUUCCUUUGCAUCAGAUACUCACGCUUUUUGAGAAUUUAGGCGACAUAGACUUGCCUGUACGUGUUUAUGAUUACGAACGCAAUGCCUUGUGUCGGUCGUUCAGCCAUCUCCCUGCUAGAUUGAAAUGUGCUGCGGUUGAUUGUAUCCGCCUUUUCGGUGUGGAGAUGUUCCUUAACUCAAUUAUGUACGGCUAG